Apus apus (common swift) is the source of this 2599-nucleotide messenger RNA. RefSeq names its product SEC22 homolog B, vesicle trafficking protein (gene SEC22B). The record is from RefSeq and is a predicted model, not a curated record. The transcript has 5 exons. The coding region runs from base 78 to 725 and encodes 215 amino acids. Gene Ontology annotation, cellular component: ER to Golgi transport vesicle membrane; endoplasmic reticulum-Golgi intermediate compartment; endoplasmic reticulum membrane. Gene Ontology annotation, molecular function: SNAP receptor activity. Lineage: Eukaryota; Metazoa; Chordata; Aves; Apodiformes; Apodidae. Gene Ontology annotation, biological process: retrograde vesicle-mediated transport, Golgi to endoplasmic reticulum; endoplasmic reticulum to Golgi vesicle-mediated transport; vesicle fusion with Golgi apparatus.
GGGUGGCGGGACCGGAUGUGGCCGUGGCAGCUUCCGGCUAGCUCCGUGGCAGGGCCGGGGCGGCGGCGGGCGCGGAGAUGGUGCUGCUGACCAUGAUCGCCCGCGUGGCGGACGGGCUCCCGCUGGCCGCCUCCAUGCAGGAGGACGAGCAGUCAGGCCGCGAUCUCCAGCAGUACCAGAGUCAAGCCAAGCAGCUCUUCCGCAAGCUGAACGAGCACUCUCCCACCCGGUGUACGCUGGAAGCAGGAGCCAUGGCUUUCCACUACAUCAUUGAGAAAGGAGUGUGCUACCUGGUCCUGUGUGAAGCUGCAUUCCCCAAGAAACUGGCCUUUGCCUAUCUGGAAGACUUGCAUUCGGAGUUCGAUGAGCAGCAUGGCAAGAAGGUGCCAACAGUCUCCAGACCCUAUUCCUUCAUUGAAUUUGACACCUAUAUCCAGAAAACCAAGAAGCUCUACAUUGAUAGCCGGGCGAGGAGGAACCUGGGCUCCAUCAACACAGAGCUGCAAGAUGUGCAGAGGAUUAUGGUGGCCAACAUUGAGGAAGUCUUACAGCGAGGAGAGGCACUUUCAGCUCUUGAUUCCAAGGCCAACAACUUGUCCAGUUUGUCCAAGAAAUACCGUCAGGAUGCCAAGUAUCUGAACAUGCGUUCCACCUAUGCCAAGCUGGCUGCUGUAGCUGUGUUUUUUAUCAUGCUCAUUGUCUAUGUCAGAUUCUGGUGGCUGUGAGCUGAUCACAGUCACCCAGGAGGGAAAGCCUGGCAGGUGUAUGUGUGCAGGACACUGUUCACGGGGGAUGUGCAUUAGAAUCCAUGCAGGACCAUCACCUUUAGGGGAGUGUCCUGAAAGUUGUUGGGUGACACCUGACUACUACAGCUCUUAGUGAAGCCUAACAAUAGGUGUAAAGGCUUGUUGACUACAGGCUUUUCCUCUGAGGCAGUUUGCACUGGGGUACUGCAGCAUUUGGCCUCCCAUGGUCCUGCCCCCUCCCCGGGGGCACACCCUGGGGACAGUCAAUCCAUGUGGUUUAGCAUAAUCACCUUGUAUGUCCUCCUGUUGAGUAGCUCUAGUGGGAACUGGACUCUAAUGAACAUUCCUUGUGUUGGCAAUGUUUGGGUUUUUUUAGAAUCUGGGUCUGCAGGUUUUUUUUUUAAGACAAAACUCCCCUGUUUGAAGGCAAAUACUGCACUGUACAUAUAAUAGCUUUCACCUCUUGUCAGAAUAGCUAUUGUUGAGCUUUCUGUGUCUGGUUUCUUGGCUUGUUACACUUCAAAUUGUUUUAGGAAGAAAUGGAUGUUAAAUUAUGCCUUAAAAUACAUUCUGUCUAGUACUAGGAGGGGUAAUUCCUGAGUCCUACAAAAUAAAACUACAGGUUUCUAAGUGUCCACUUUCCUGACAGCUGUGUAUGACAGUGUGUUUCCAUGUGAACAGAGUGUGUGAUUCAAUGCUGGUGGAGUGGGCACAGUACAAACUAUGUAAGCACUCUGUAUUUUUCCCUUCUGCAGAUUCCUUAUGUUAUUUCCUUCCUUUUUACAACUGUACUUUCCUUCCAAAAUGUGUCAAAACUGCCAGCAUGUCAUCUCUGGGAUGCUUGUUUUCUUUUUCCCUCUUUUGCUCACCCAAAACAACCAAAAAACCCCUAAAACUCUGAAUGUUGUUGUGAAGAAAAGGCAGUUUCCUUAAAAAAUGUUUAUAUAAAGGAUUCAAAAGGAUAACUUUAAAACAGUAGAAUCCUUUGGCAACAGCACCUUUUUUUCCUGUGACCACCCUCUCCUUACCUCAGUUGGGAAGUUGAAACUAGGUGAAGAAAAAAACUCAUUGUGGGACAAUGAUAUAUAGCUGCUUAUUUCUCAUGCACCAGAUUAUAUAUUUCCAGUGUAAUGUGAUUUUUUUGUUUCUAUUUUUUUGCUCCACUUGUCCUAAGAAUAACAUUUCACCAGACAGGUUUUUUGUUUGUUUGUUUGUUUUUUGUUUUGUUUUGGUUUUUUUUUUCAUUUAAAAAAAAAAAAGGAAAAAAGAGAUAAAAGAAACCCCACAUCUCAGGCACUCUCCUGCACUCAAGUGUCUGCUACUUGGUAGGAAGCAGGCAGUGUCACAGAAGGAAUUUUCAGGACUCCCAGCACCUUUUACAAGCACAUAAUCUUGUGUAGUUCUGGAUGUAUAAACUGUGACCUGGAAGUGUUUUCCUGCCACUGAGUUGGAAACGGGGAGCUUGUUCUCCUGUCUGGGAAUGCUCUCUAGCUUGGCAUUGUGUUGGACUGGCAGGGAAGCAGUUAGCACUUGUCCACCAUUAAAUGUAGCAAAUCUGAUCUGCCGUGUAGUCUUAAAAUCAUCUGGUUACUGCAUGAUGCCUCCAAGUGUUACUGUGUAGAUUGCUUUAUUAUUGUUAUUAUCAUCAUUAUUUUUAAUCUUUUAAGUGGUGUCCCUAAGAGGUGAAUGUCCCGGUCAUGUAGGCCUGUGCAAUGUAGAUGCUGGAAGGUGAGCAACUGUACAUGGAUUGUCAUGAUUGAGGGGAGGGAUGUUCUGCAGCAACAGGCAGCUCAGGGAGCAGCUGCCUCCUGCACCCCCCACCUCAGCAGUGAAAUAAAUGCUUCUGAAACAUC